Blepharisma stoltei is the source of this 1315-nucleotide messenger RNA. Lineage: Eukaryota; Ciliophora; Heterotrichea; Heterotrichida; Blepharismidae. The record is from the annotation of a GenBank genome assembly.
AUGGGAAACGCAAAUUGCUCACGAUGCUGCCAGGGCGCUGACAAAAAAUGCGAACUCGAUCUAAAAUCAUCAGUAUUUGUUAUUUAGAUUAUUCUGCAAAGCUAUAAUCAUUUACGAAGGAGUGUUAACCUUGGAUCUCAGCCUUCAGAAGCAACCUCCACAAGUCCAGAUUCUCAGCAAGAAAUCGCAGCAGUAAAAAUAAAAAAUGCUUGGCAAAUUUAUCGUAAUAUCAAACAAUAUCAGCAUAUAAAAAAGCUAUGCCAGCCUAACAAUAAUUACUUUACUUCAGAAAGCAUUAAAGAGACUAUUAAAUCAGCUCCUCUAUCAACAAAAAGGAAAAAGAAAGGAACUUUCACUUAUAAAUCUGGAGCUACUUAUGAUGGCGAAUGGGUAGGUGGCUUUAGAGAUGGCCAAGGAGUAAUGAUUUGGCCUGAUGGCUGUAUAUAUCAAGGAGAAUUUAGCUUUGGCUAUCCUUUUGGUGAAGGAAAAUUUACUCACGUAGACCAAGAGAUAUAUGAAGGGAGAUGGAGAAAUCCUUAUGCCUCAGGAAACCACCCAUUUAAUUCAGGCUCAAAAUCGUUCCUUGAAAGCAUUGUUAAUGGAAAAAGAGAUGGAUACUGUAAUUAUCUAUUUAGUGUGGCUUUGGUAUAAACAUGAAGCUAUGAAAUCAAUUCCUCCUAAGCAAAGGUCGUCAAAAUUCUCUUUAGAUCACUGCAGAAAAGUAGGGAACUUGCAAUUAAAUUUCAAAAAAAUUCAAAAAUUACUUGAAGAACCAAUUGCACUUCUUAAAGCUGAAUUUAAAGAAAAUUUCAAUGAAAAAUACAAAGAAACCAGAAUUGAAGGGGGAAUAAGGUAUUUUGGAGAAUUAUCGGAAGGGAAAAGACAUGGAAAAGGCAGAAAUUUGUGGGAAAAUGGAGACAUGUAUGAAGGACAAUGGGAAAAUGACACUCAAACUGGUGCUGGAAAAAAUACAUGGACUGAUGGGAGUAGCUACGUAGGCUAUUAUAAAGAAAACCUAAAAGAAGGAAUAGGCCAUUAUAUUUGGGAUGAUGGGACACAAUAUAUAGGUGAAUGGAAAAAUAACCAAAUCCAUGGUGUAGGCAAAUAUAUGUGGGCUGAUGGAAGGCAAUACCUAGGGUGGUGAGAUAGCGGCGUUAUGAAUGGAUUUGGAAUUUUCACUUGGAAAGAUGGAAAAAAAUAUGAAGGAGACUGGGAGCAAGGUAAAAAACAUGGGAACGGAUACACGAUUACAAAUGAUGGAAAAAUAAGCCAAGACAGAUGGGAGCAUGGAAAAAUGAUAAAAUUGGGAAAUUAA